GGAUAAGGCAGAAGAUAAACACGAAGGCGCUACUGUGACCGUGGAAGAGACAGAAAAGUAGAAUACAGUAGCCCUAAUACUCUUAAAGGUAGACAUAUUUGGUAAAAGAACUGAUAUUUCUGUGCUUGGUGACCUACAUCAUAAUGUAAUGCGUUCAGUCACCAAAAAAACCCCACCUAUUUAAAGAGAUGUCGUUCAUCAGCUGUAUGUACAAUGUGUCCAGUCGGGUCGUAUGGAGAGGUUCGCCCAGUGUCUCACCACUGCUGAGGCCCCUCCCGCCUGGACUGACAUGCGUUUUGGCAGCCGGUAAAAAGGACCUGAUGGACCUUCCUGUCCUGAAUGAGGACGAGCUUGAAGAGCAGUUUGUGAGAGGGUCUGGACCCGGAGGACAGGCCACCAACAAAACCAGCAACUGCGUGGUGCUCAAGCACAUACCCAGUGGGAUUGUUGUGAAGUGCCAUCAGACCAGAUCUGUGGAUAUAAAUCGAAAGCGCGCUCGGGACAUUAUGAGAGAGAAACUCGAUGUUGCAUACAAAGGAGAACUCAGUGAAGUUCUUGUAAAGAAGAAAGAGGCCGAGCUGAGGAAACAAGAGAAGAGGAGGAAGGCAAAUGAAAAUCUGGAGAGAAAAAGACUGUUUAAAGAAGCACUGGCUGCAGACUCCAAACCUGGAAAUGACACUGUUUAAAAUGUUUGUUUGUGUUUUGUGUAUAGAAUGAUAACAUUAAUACUUGAAUGUUUAGCCUUUCAUUUGUAUAGCAUCUUUAAUACAAUAGUACAUCACACAGUACAAGAGAGAGGAGGAUUUUUUACCAAAACUAAACUAAUAAAAUGAUUGAAUGGAUGUCCAAAAAAGCA
Molecule: messenger RNA, 856 nt
Organism: Micropterus dolomieu (smallmouth bass)
Lineage: Eukaryota; Metazoa; Chordata; Actinopteri; Centrarchiformes; Centrarchidae
Gene: mtrfr
Product: mitochondrial translation release factor in rescue
Exons: 2
Coding region: 189-686 (165 amino acids)
Biological process (GO): translational termination
Cellular component (GO): mitochondrion
Molecular function (GO): translation release factor activity
Source: RefSeq, a predicted model, not a curated record